UGCAGCUCGAUGGGAGCCGAAUCGACUCGAGCAGGAAGCGGACGGAUGUUCUGGGAGGAAGGCAGGAACAACAAAAAGGAGGAGGAGUGAUUGUCCGGGUUUUAAUCCCGCUAAACACAAUUUUUAAAUAAAGUACACAACAUUCGCUGUAGGUGAAAGCGGAUUGUUUGCAUGUGAGCGCAAGUGUCGGCUGAGCCAACAUGGCGAACAACGCAGAGGAUGUUGAAAACAAUAUGGACCAACAGCAGGCGAACACGAGCCCAGAGGCCGUCCAGCAACCCCAGGAGGCCCCGGCGACGAGAGCCAGGUCCAGGGGAGGCUCUGGCGAUGAGGGAGGGGGCGAUGGCUCCGGACCCGAGCCGAACGGCCAGCCCCCGGCCGCCCAUCCCGCUCAAGUGGUGGAGAACGAAGAGGAGGAGGACGAGGAGAUGACCUUGAAAUACGGGGCCAAGCACGUCAUCAUGCUCUUUGUUCCCGUGACGCUGUGCAUGGUGGUGGUGGUGGCGACCAUAAAGUCCGUCAGCUUCUACACCAAGAACGACGGCCAGAGGCUGAUCUACACGCCAUUCCCUGAAGAGACGGACACCGUAGCACAGCGAGCCGUCAACUCCAUCCUGAACGCCACCAUCAUGAUCACUGUGAUUAUCGUCAUGACUCUGGUGCUGGUGUUGCUGUACAAAUAUCGCUGCUACAAGGUGAUCCAAGGCUGGCUGUUUCUCUCCUCCCUCCUUUUGCUCUUCUUCUUCUCCUUCAUCUACCUCCAGGAGGUUUUCAAAACCUACAACGUAGCCAUGGACUACUUCACCCUGGCGAUAGUAGUGUGGAACUUCGGCGUGGUCGGCAUGAUCUGCAUUCACUGGAAAGGACCUCUGCGGCUCCAGCAGGCCUACCUCAUCAUGAUUAGCGCCUUGAUGGCGCUGGUUUUCAUCAAAUACCUGCCCGAGUGGACCGCCUGGCUCAUCCUGGCAGUCAUAUCCGUUUACGACCUGCUGGCUGUGCUCUGCCCCAAAGGACCGCUGAGGAUUCUUGUAGAGACGGCUCAGGAGAGAAACGAACCCAUUUUUCCAGCUCUCAUCUAUUCUUCUACAAUGGUGUGGCUCGUCAAUAUGGCCGACACCGACAGGCCAAAGAGGAACUCCGCAGAAGCGUCUCCACCUCAACAACAGACUCAAGACUCAGCCGUAGAGUCUCCGGCGCCGUCGAGUCCCUCGCAGGACGACGGCGGCUUCACCUCCUCCUGGGUCAGCCAGCAGGAGCACCGGCUGGGGCAGCUCCAGUCCACCGAGGAGACCAGACGGGAGAUCCAACAGAUGCCGUCUUCGCGUCCGCCUGUGGAAGAAGACGAUGAGGAGAGGGGCGUCAAGCUGGGGCUCGGGGACUUCAUCUUCUACAGCAUGCUGGUGGGGAAGGCCUCGGCCACGGCCAGCGGCGACUGGAACACCACGCUGGCCUGCUUCGUAGCCAUCCUCAUCGGUUUAUGUCUGACUCUUCUCCUGCUCGCCAUCUUCCGGAAAGCUCUCCCCGCUCUGCCCAUCUCCAUCUUCUUCGGCCUCGUCUUCUACUUCGCCACGGAUAACCUGGUGCGGCCGUUCAUGGACGAGCUGGCGCUGCACCAGUUUUACGUUUAGCAGGACCACGCGACCCCGAGACGACCCUCACCCGCACAGCACGACAGCGCUCGCCCCCCUUCCCCACCGCCUUCACCUUCCCCUCUGCGGCCCGGGAGAACAAAGAACGACGCAGCCGUCCCUCAUACCAACACCUCCUCACGAUGCUGGAACACGACGACGGCUGCUCUUAAAGGUUUUACGACCCUUUUUUUUUUUUUUAAAGAGACAUUUUUUCAUCGAGAUGACAGGUAAUCUUCAGCUUGGCCAGCAAAUAGAGAUCUCAGGAGGCUCUUUAGUUUCCAUCUCCUUCAUCAAGGGGCUUUACAGCAGGUGCCUUCCUCAGGGACACCUACACAGUAGCUGCUUCAAGAAGAGGGAGUAUUCUCUUUAAGAUUAUAGCAAAAACCUCUCUGGUCCAUUUCAGCUCCAAACCUUUACUGCGCCUUUCAUCAAAAACAACGGACGGACGGACGGACAGCACCGCCGGCCAGUAGAUAGUGACGUGUAGUUUGAACGUGUACGAGACGUCGGAGCGCGCUUCGCUCGCUGCUGUUAAAGAGUGAAAUAUUAAUUGCGUCAUUAUCGUUUUGCUUUACUUAAGGAACAAGAUUCAAACUUGACUGAUUUUUACGCCCACAAAGGCGAACGCCUCAUCGGACAAGAGUCUCCGUUUCCGACGACGAAAGCGCGGGCGGGGGGAGGGUGAUCCGAGUUUUCCCACGCAAGCCACCGAGCGAUUCCGCUGGAGCACUCUGAGAGUUCAGUGCCUUGCUCGAGGGCAUUUCAGUAGUUGUCGUUAUAAUUGUGUGACAGACAUGUGCUAUGUUUUGUUUUGCCUUCCUCCCCGAAAUCUGUCCAGGGAUUGUAACCUGUGAUCAUCCGGUCACAAACUCUAAACCUUUAGGCUACUGCUGCCCUCAUGACGCUCGCCUGGUGCUGUUUGGAACUGUGCUCACAUCAAACACUGAACUUUACUGCAUCACACGGAUGCCGCCGGGAUACAUUUUCUCCUUAAUUGUGCUGAAAAGAAAUUGCUCUUUGCUUUGUUUUGGGUUUUCUUUUUUUUAUCGGGGUAAGUGUUUAGACAUCUAAAAUUGUGUAAUGUCCGCAGCCUUUGGUGCUACUAAAUGACAGAAUCUGGUAUUUUUUGGAAAACCAUUCACAAUUCUCUCAUGCGUCGUAAGGUGUUUCGGCCACAGACAAAAAAAUCAAACCUAAAAUACGUAGUCUGGUUUAAAUAAAAAAAAAAAUAAAAAAAACUUUGAAUAAUGAACUAACAUUGAAUAUGAAGGAGGACCAGCUGCACUGAUUGCUUCUUUGUUGCACUCGGGUUUUGUGCUUUUGAAGAACCCCUGAGGGAACAAAAGAGUAAUAUUUGCUGUGAGACGGCUUUUACUCCCUGUUUUUGUUUAUAGGGAAACUUGCUUUAGUUUCCUUCACAGGCUUUUGUGUGUUAUGCGAGAUUGUUCCAAUUCCGAUUUUGUUCUUUUUUUUAAUAAACAGUGAAACAUGAA
This is a messenger RNA of Xiphophorus couchianus (Monterrey platyfish), 3124 nucleotides long. It is a transcript of the gene psen1, whose product is annotated as presenilin 1. The transcript has 11 exons. Lineage: Eukaryota; Metazoa; Chordata; Actinopteri; Cyprinodontiformes; Poeciliidae. Gene Ontology annotation, biological process: amyloid-beta formation; calcium ion homeostasis; protein processing. The record is from RefSeq and is a predicted model, not a curated record. Bases 201 to 1628 code for a protein of 475 amino acids. Gene Ontology annotation, molecular function: aspartic endopeptidase activity, intramembrane cleaving. Gene Ontology annotation, cellular component: membrane; gamma-secretase complex.